Messenger RNA from Vicia faba (fava bean), 1206 nucleotides. NCBI's taxonomy places the organism in Eukaryota, Viridiplantae, Streptophyta, Magnoliopsida, Fabales, Fabaceae. The record is from the annotation of a GenBank genome assembly.
AUGGAAAUGGUUCUCAUGGAUGAUAAGGUGGGUGACAAAAUCCAAGUUUCUGUUAGAAAAGUCUUGUUGCCUCGAUUUGAGAAUAAAAAUAAGGAGGGAUCUUCGUAUAAUUUCAAGUCAUUUGGUGUCGUUGCUAAUACUGGAGCGUUUAGGACUACGAAACACCAAUUUAAAUUGAAUUUUCAUAAUGGCACGAUUAUCACAUAUGUUGGAACUGGAAUGACAACAUUAUCACCUUAUUCGUUUGUAUCUUUUACAUAUAUUUUUGGCAAAAUAGACAUGGACUACUUGAUUGAUGUUAUUAGUAUUUUGUCUUCUGUUGGUCGUGAAAGGGUGUAUGAAAGGAAUCGUGUAGCUACUAAAUUUAAAUUUAUUGAGUUGGAAUCUAAUGGAAUAAAGCUUGAGUGCACGCUAUUUGGAUCGUAUGUUGAAGCCUUUGACGCCUUUCUGCAAUUUGGAUCGUAUGUUGAAGCCUUUGACGCCUUUCUGCAAUUUGGAUGUAAUGGAAAUGUUAUUGUCAUUUCUCAGUAUCUGAAAGUGAAAAUUUAUAUGAAAGAUACUUCAGAGAUGAGUUUAGAAGAAGAUUUUUUGAAAUUGAGUCGGCGCAAAACUAUUGAGGAACUGAAGGAUUGUCAAGAUAAUAUUUUUUGUAUUAUGUUAGGGACAAUGAAACAUGUUAUUAGUGGCAACAAUUGGUGGUAUGCUGCAUGUGUCUACAAUAAGGGUGUUGUUACAGACUCUAAAGGAUUUUCUGCACUAAGUGCGAAAAGCAUGUUUGGGAAAUUGUGCCAAGGGACAAUCAAACAUGUUAUUGGUGGCAACGAUUGGUGGUAUGUUGCAUGUGUCUACAACAAGGGUGUUAUUACAGACUCUAAAAGGAUUUUCUGCACUAAGUGCGAAAAGCAUGUUUGGACAAUUGUGCCAAGGGUGAUUGAUGAAACUGAUUCUACCACAUUUGUAGUUUUUGAUCGUGAUUGCUAUCUGCUAAAAAAAAUGUAUGCUGACUUGAUUGAUCAAAUGGAUUGUAUUUUAGGCUGCUGUUGUGUUGUUCAUAAUGACAUAGAUCCUGUUGUGGUUCAAGAUUUAGGCAACAAGUUUGACAACAUUGCUGCUGAGGAGAAAUGUGGAGAUAAUGAUGAAGUUGCUGAUGAAAAUGAUGGAGCCAGCUCAAGAAUUACGAAAAACAUUAAGAUUGAGAAGGAGUGA